Parnassius mnemosyne (clouded apollo) is the source of this 5874-nucleotide messenger RNA. Lineage: Eukaryota; Metazoa; Arthropoda; Insecta; Lepidoptera; Papilionidae. The record is from the annotation of a GenBank genome assembly.
AUCAGUUUUCGUACUGUGGUUUGCUGUGGUUGUAUUCUUGCUUAUCAUCAAAAUUAUUCUAGUUUCUACUUUAUAGUUAUUCUACGUAUAUAUAUACAUUAAUAUAGCUGCGCUAGUACUUCGUAAUAUAUUAGUUUGAUAUUUAACCUAUUUGAGACUGAGUAUCAUUAUGUCUUAUCAGUAUAUCUAUAUCAAGAGUAAUUAUUUUAUUCAUUGGCAGUGAGUGAGGCACUACUAUUCUUUCCAUUCCUUUGAUAAUCUUUUUAGUUAAAGUGGAUAACCACAAACUUAAAAAAAAAUAAGAAUUUAAUAUUAUCGUCUUUCGUUUUAGUUUCAUGCAAAUGGAACUUAAUAACACGAAGCGGAAGUUUAUUUAAUUUUUUGUUAGAUGUUUCACGCGCAGUUUUGAAGUACCUACGCAUUUUAUCCUCACAUUUUAUUGCUUAUUCUGUAAUCCCGUCAGAAAUAUAAUUAUUUAAAAUAAAAUAUAACCUUAGGUAAGUAAAUCCUUGGAUUAGACAUCACAAUUUAUAAUGAAACCAAAACUAAUUAUGAAGCUCAGUGUGUAGAACAUGAAUAUGGGUUCAGUGGUGCAGAAAAUCCCUCUUCAUAAACUUCUACAUAGAUCGUAUUUAUCUCAUUGAAAUAAAUAUUCGUGUAAAAUAUGAAAUAAAUGAGAAAUUUUUACAAACCCAACUACAAAACCUGAUCUUAUAAAAGACAUUUUAAUCCUUUUAAAAAUUUAAUAUAUUUAAUUAAAACUUUAAUAUGUAACUCAGCUUUUGUUAUAGAGAUUUUAGGAAUAUUGCUAAUAAUUAAUUAAAAAUCUAUAAUAUAUGUUCAAUCCUGUAAAAUUUCCAAGUUUUGUGAAUUUUUAAACUCAAACAGUCAAUGCUCUUUGACUUUCAGAUGUGAAAAUAUUUUUUAAAAGCAGCUAUAUAAUGGAACAUCCUUCUGGAUCUUCGAGAAGCUUUAAAAGUGGACUAAUUGACUUUACAGCUGGAUCACUAGGUGGUGUAGCAGUGGUAUAUGUAGGUCAACCAUUAGACACAGUAAAGGUUAAGAUGCAAACGUUUCCACAACUAUAUAAGGGGAUGUUUGACUGUUUAAAACAAACGCUAAGAAAUGACGGAAUAAUCAGGGGACUAUAUGCAGGCACCACCCCAGCCAUAAUGGCCAAUGUAGCUGAGAAUUCAGUGCUUUUUGCAGCAUAUGGCUAUUGUCAAAAGUUCAUUUGUCAAGUUACUGGUACUGAGGUAAUUAUUUCUUUUUGAAAGGCAAUAAGAUGAUGAGUGAAUGAAAGAGAAUUCAGAGCUACAUCAUAGAGCCAUAGUAGCUCAGAGGCUUUUUACUAACUUAAAUUUUACAGUAUGAAAGUACCCUGACUUGAGACUAUAAGUAGGUGCAACUAAAACUUUUAAACACAAAGCACUUAUUGUCCACAUAAUCAAUGGCCAUCAACACAAAGCUUGGCAGUGCCGAGUAAUUAUUAAAAAUAUUUUGUAAUCAUAUCUAUAAUGUCUGCCUACAUUUAUUGUUGAAGUACAGUGAACACAAAAGCCUAAUAGUUGAAUGUAUUUAAACUGUUAAUUUACAUUUAUAAUGAAACUAAUAUGUAUAAUUUGGUACUUAUUUCUUUGUAUUAUGUUUUAGAACAUAGAGCAGCUUUCAACAGUGGGUAAUGCUACAGCAGGUUUCCUGGCAGCGUUUUUUUCAUCCUUCACACUUUGUCCAACGGAAUUGAUUAAGUGCCAACUUCAAGCUAUGAGAGAAGUCAAUGUGCAGGGCUCACAAACAGCUGUAUGAUGACUUUUGGGUAUUUCAUUGAGAAUAUUACAUAAAUUUUUAAAAAUACUUAUUAAUAAUUAGUAUAGUGCAGUUACUGUGAUACAAUUUUAAUAGUAUUUGUACUAUGUGGGCAUUCAGAAAAUUUUGCGAAACUGAAAUAAUUCUAUGUGUUAACGUUUUUAUUAUUAAAUCUAUACAAAGAACACACACUAUACAAAAUUUCAUGUUUCCACAGUCACUUAUUCUAGCAUCUGCUAGAAUGAUGCUAGCACAUCUGCCGACUGUAUCCCUUUCAGCUGAUCUUUAUAUUUCCUAGGAAAUAAAAAGAAGUCUGCUGAAUCUGUUCAUACCUAAUUCGCCUAUUCUCUUCAUUUAUUUUUUACUACUAACUAGCUAGCACGUUUUCUUUCGCAACAGUUUCGUUUUAUCACCAGUACACAGUUGCUUUACAAGGGCUUUUAUCUAUAAAUGCCAUUUGAAAUCCAUUUAUCUAUAUCGCUCAGUUUAGGCGACAUUUGAAAUCGUUAAAAAAUAUCGUGCGUAAAUAUCUCGGAGAUCUGUCUGCCAGAAAGAGCCAACUGUCGAAGCUGAAGACCGAAUGUGGCAGCAUCGUUUCCGGGAUGCCGGAGAUUUUGAGUGAGUGAGAUUGAGAGGUUCUAUGGGCAGUUGUAGGUACACGUCAACUCUCUCGGGAAGAACUACAUACCGAUUUUCCUUCUGACCCGCGUCCACGUGCUGUUUCCGAGAGGCAUUACGAAUCUUCUCGCACGCAGACUUGACGACUUCUAGCCUCGCGAACAAGUCGGUUUCCGAAAAAGCUUUAGCACCAUAGACUAUAUACAUACCCUUCGGCAAAUUGUACAGAAGACCGAAGAGUACAAUCUGCUACUUAGUCUUGCGUAUGUGGACUAUGAGAAAGCCUUUGAUUCCAUCGAAAUUUGGGUGGUUCUGCAGUCCUUGCAGCGGUGCCAAGUGGACUGUCGGUAUAUCGAAGUGCUGAAGUGUUUGUACAGUAGGGCUACAACGGCUAUCAGAGUAGAGAACCAACUGCAGAGAGGUGUAAGACAGGGUGACGUUAUAUCACCGAAACUCUUCACCGCUGCAUUGGAAGACGUUUUCAUGUUUCUGGACUAGUAAGGAUACGAUAUUAACAUCAACGGCGAGUACAUCACUCACCUUCAAUUUGCCGACGAUAUAGUCCUUAUAGCAGAAUCGCUGGAGGACCUAAGCACUAUGCUCAAUGACCUCAAUAGUGCCUCCCAACUGAUAGGUCUUAAGAUAAACAUGGAUAAAACAAAGAUCAUGUUUAGCGUCCAUGUCACACCUAUGCCGGUAGUUCUUGGGAGCACUAAGCUCGAAGUUAUUGACCUGGGACAAAUAGUCCGACUACGUAAGUCCAACUUCGACCGAGAGGUCAGUCGACGGAUUCAACUCGGCUGGGCAGCGUUAGGUAAAUUACGGCACAUAUUCUCGUCAGAUAUACCUUGAAAACGAGACUGUACAACCAGUGUGUUGUCAGUGAUGACCUAUGAAUCUGAGACGUGGUCCUUCACUGCUAGCCGUAUGAGGAUGCUCAAAGUCGCUCAGCGAGCUAUGGAGAGGGCUAUGCUCGGCGUUUCUCUGCGCGGUAGACUUAAAAACGAGGAUAUCCGCAGUAGAACCAAAGUAACUGACAAAGCCCAAAGAAUUAGUAUGUUGAAGUGGCAAUGGGCCGGCUAUAUAGCUCGAAGAACCGACAACCGAUGGGGAAGAAAGGUUAUCGAGUGGCAGCCUCGUACCGGCAGACGAAGUGUAAGGCGUCCCCCCACUAGAUGGAGUGACGAUCUGGUAAGACAUGCAAGAAGUCAAUGGAUGCAGGUGGCUCCGGACUGUGCUUUGUGGCAAUCCUUGGGGGAGACCUUUGUUCAGUAGUGAACUUGUGAAGGGCUGUAAUGAUGAUGAAAUAUUCUUGAUGCAGGUCAUUGAUAAAAACAAAAAAAGAUAUGGUACUCCUGAAUAGGGUUGUGACGCGUCCGAAUAAAGCCAGACAUAGGAUUUUUGGAUACAGGUCCAACCAAAUUGGACGGUUUCCCGCCUGUCCGGCUUUUGUUAGGCUUCUACAUUUUACCAGAGCACACUGGCUCGAGUGAUCCAUGUCAUGGCUUAAAGAAUAUUUCAUUCGGUAUAAUUAUUUAUUGCUUACAGUAAUAUAAUUAUUUAUUUACAGUAACAUGUAUUUUAUUUUAUUGAGCUUCUGCAAAGUAACGCCUGAUUCUAUUAAUUAUCAUUCUUCAUUUGUCCAAAUAUAUUAUAAGCCAAUUUCUAAUAUGGAAACUGUUUCGAUUGUGUCUACCAGCAUGUUUCAGAGUAUGUUGAAAAUCGUUGUGUCAUUGGAUUCAACCACAUCAUGAUUUAUUCUGUUAUCUACUGGAUAUUGAGGGCAAGAUGUUGUAAAUCAAUGUCUUUAAUUUUAGAUAAAAGUGACGCCACUGCAGCUCUCGCAACAAAUAUUCAAACAAUAUGGAAUACAAGGCCUAUUUAGAGGCCUAGUACCGACAAUAAUGAGAGAAAUGCCGGGAUAUUUUUUCUUUUUCGGUGGAUAUGAAGGGACUAGGGCAUUAUUAGCAAAACCAGGCCAAGCGAAAGAAGAUAUUGGUUUUCUAAAGACAAUGGUUGCUGGGGCCGUUGGGGGCUGCGUCUUGUGGACUGUUAUUUUCCCCACCGACGUAAUUAAAUCUCGUGUUCAAAUAUCGAACAAAAAACAAAAAUUUCUUACUGUCGGAUAUGAAAUAGUGAAAAAUGAAGGUAGGUGCGGUUUUACCUAUAUACAAAAGGAUUGUACUAGUCACGAUAAUAUAUAGUAUAUAUAUUACAUAUAUUAAUUGCAUUAUACUUAAACAAUUAUACACGACAUAUCUUACGCAUUAUCGAUUUAAAUACAAGCGCUGCUGUUGUGUUUUGUAUGGUGAGUGUAGAGAACCGUAGACGAAGCAUUCCAUCUUAGUUAUCAAGAAAAGUCACCUCAAUGGUGACAAUUCAUCUGCAUUAUGAUUCUUAAUUUAGGAUAAAUGUAGAUGUCUACGGGCCACAGCAUCCACUUACCAUCAGGUGGACUGUGUGCGUUUAUCACCUUUAUUAUAUAAAUUACGACUUCAAUGACGAUUAUAGUAAGAGGCGACAAAGAGAAAUUGAACCACGAGGUGGGCAGUAUCACCUUGAUAACAGCAUAAUAAAUAAAUUGCGGUUGCCAACCCGCUUGCCAAGCGUGGCAACUACGAGUAUGACAUCCCGAGAGGACAACCUUCUGUACUAAGGAGGUGUCGGAUUUCUCGUCCACAAGACUCGUUAACAACGUUCGUAUUUUCAUAUCAUCGAGGGUUGCGUACUUUAUACUUAGAAUUAUUAGUGUUCGAUGAAGGUCAUACAGGUAUACUCAUCAACCUCUGCACACCUCGAUGAGGAGGUGGAAGCGAUGUAUGAGGAUAUCUCAAGAGUCAUACGUUCCUCUGAAACUCGUUAAAAUGAAUAUAAUAUAAUAAAAUUUAAAAUUUACCAAGGCUAGCACGUUAAACAUCUCAGAUUGCAGCAUCUAUAAUUGGAGGGGAGGCAAUUAUAGGUGCUGCAACGUAGCAGAAUUGUCGGGGAUAUAAAAUAAUUUAAAGUAAAGAGUACUUGAUAAAAUCCGUAAAACUAGUUGCAUUCAAAGUGUAGUAUUCACGUAAAUAUAAAAAUUAAGAUGUUAAUCUUUAAACGUACAUAGUUAUCUAAACGUAAAUCUUUUUUCCAGGUGUUUUGGCUCUUUACAACGGCCUAAAGCCAACUCUAAUAAGGACUAUACCCGCCACAGCUGCUUUAUUCGUAGUGUACGAAUAUUCGAAGAAAAUUAUGCACCAAGCGUUUGGAGAUUAAUUGGUCUAAAUUAAUUAUUUGACAUACUUUUUAUAUAUUAUAUAAACUUGUUAGUUGGACAAUACCAGUAACUUUUCCUUUAGCAUUUUUCAUGAGCAUUUAAUGAGAAGUUAACAAAUUGCCUGAAAUAUAUAAUAAUAUUGUUAUUUAUAUUAUUAAUUACAUUUGUUUAACUUCUGUUAAUAAAUAAUAAGUUUG